AUGGUGUACGUUCCGUGGCAAGAGCUUGGAAUAUGCAGAUUCUUCGCGAUGCACAAGACGACCUGUAACAAAGGCGAGGCAUGUCGUUGGAGACAUCCGCCAGAGGAGGAGGUGCGGCAUCUGUGGGAUCAGUAUCAGUGGUUGGAGUCACAGCAAGAUCCGGCGCAAACAGGCGCUCGGUCACUGCAUUCACCGCCAUCUACUCACUUCUGGCGGGCACCGCCGCCCCCAAAUCAUCCAGUCUCCAGCAACGACGAUCACACUUUGCGUCGAGGAACAUAUCUACCUCCACGCCCCAGCUUCCCUGCAUCACCGCCGACGAUUCGGGAAGAAGGCCACGCGGCGAGCGACUUCCACGUCCGUGGCGCGUAUGAGCGAAAAGAGUCGGCGCCAGACUCUCGGUCAUCUUUCCCGCCACAGAUACCUCUCGCGUCAGACUUCCUCACGAUGGAUCGAGCGGACAGCGUUCCCAGGUCGCAUGUGUCGAACCAGCAGCCAGCCGUUGAUCCGCAUGGCAUGAGUCCGGACAGGGCCGCUAGGCCGAAGCGGAAGAACGAAGAGGGCCACGGCUAUGACUUGGAAGCCAGCAGAAAGCGCAGAAGAGAUAACGACUUCGACCCAAGUCGGUCACAGAAUCCAUUUGUCAACGGGUCGCGGCUCUACCGCUUCGUCUGGGGCAACCCACUUUGCGUGCAAUGCGGUGAGCUGGGUCAUCUACCACGAGACAAGAAGUGUGCAUCCCCACCACUGUCCAAGCAAGAGCACGAUUUUCUUUACGAUUUGGUCCGGGAAGAGCAGAAUCGCAACAAGGCGGAGCGAGGACUUGAUCAUCGGCAGCCGACGUCCAGUCUUCAUCCGACACUCACGCCAGAGCCAGAGAUGUCUUGGCCAGAUCCAGCACCGGCGAUACCGACCGGCUUGGAGACAUUGAGCAGUGACCAAGCGCAAAACGAAUGGAGAGAGAGGGAGCCGCUGGAGAGUCAAUCGGGAUACUGGGAACGGUCACAGACGCGCCGGCUUCCACGCUCACUUCUGCGCGACGACGAUGAUCCCUCGGCGAGAGACUACCGAGAGGCACCAUACAACGGUCGCAAGCAAGACUCCAGGCAGAGAUGUGCCAAGAGGAGGAUUGGAGACGUAGGAGAUGUAGAAGAGGAGAAGCAGCCGAAGAAGCUGAAGCCUGAAGUCGAGGAGGCGGACGCGGACGCGGAGGCGGAGGCGGACACGGAGGAGGCUCGCUGUAACCUCGGCGAAAUUGGACCUCAUGAGGCUCAGGCUCACACCUCAGCGGACGUGCAGGCAGGAAGGAUAGCACCACCGACGCCUCCCUCAGCACCGCCAGCGGCACCCGUGCCCCCUUCUCUCCUCCAUUCCUUCGCGAUGGGCGCGACGAAGCGUCUGUCCAACGGCGAGGCCAAGAAUGUCGGGCCUCAUCCGUCGACGAUCCGAGUCUCGGCCAGCUACAUGACCCAGUCCGCGAUCGAAAAGAGACUACAACCGCCCGCACUCGAUGCUCAGGAGAGGAGCUUAGCGGAGGCACGAGAAGACAGCGUCCGACUGCAGGGCGUCACUUGGCUGGACAGCGUCCGCCGAGCCCUCCAGCUGCCGGUCAAGACCUACACCACCGCAUGCGUAUACUACCACAAAUUCCGGCUGGCCCAUCCAACCGUCGAGUACAGCUACACAGAUGCAGCGGCAGCGAGUCUCUUGACGAGCUGCAAGAACGAGGACACCUUGAAGAAGAGCCGCGACAUUCUGGCAGCAGCGUACAACCUGAAGCAACCGUCUGCGCAUGAACAGGUCGGUGCGGAUGACCCCAUCUUCGAAGCGCCAAGCAGGGUGGUGAUAGGGCUGGAGCGACUGGUGCUGGAGAGCGGUGGCUUCGACUUCAGAAGUAGAUCGCCGCACCACACCUUGGUCAAGAUCAGCAAGAGUCUGCCCAAGAGCGACGACCUGAGGAGCGUAUCGCAACUGGCAUGGACCAUCCUUACAGAUAUCCAUCGUACCUUUGCCGUGUUGAAGCAGACGAGCUCUACUUUAGCUCUGGCGAGCUUAGAACUGGCCGCACACUUCAUUGCGACAACUUCUCCAAAUAACGCAUGUACGGUCAGAGACGACUUGCAGGCACUGGAUCUGAACACAUGGCACACUACCAGAGAGGAGGUGAUGGAGACAUUGCUUGACGCACUAGACCUGUAUACGCACCACACAAGCUCGACUAUUCUCGGAACAAAGUACUCGCUGGACGACCUGCUCCGGAUACGUUUGGCCCUGAACAAGGAGUGCACUGAGUCGAGUCUGCCACGCUACACCGUCAUUCAGCCUCCACCGUCACCAGACAAUGCGAACGGUACCAGCAACACUCUGCGAGUGGCAAAUGGGCAUCCGACCCCUGUGUCGCCGCCUCAGCCCGGUACACAGCCACCACAGCAGUCUAAUGGUACUGGCCUCAAUUUACCCACACCGGAGGGAGGUGGCACUCUGCGCUUCAUGCUCAACCCGCAGCGAGCCACAGAGGAGAGAGCCGAAGUCAACAGAUACUACACAGAAGAGUGGGAAGAGUACGAAGAGGAGAUUGAAGUUCCAAUACCGCGAAAUCGAUCGCGCGAGCGAGAUCACGCCCGGCAACGAGACUAUUCACUUGACAGCCGACCACGUCAUGGGCCAGGUAGAGAUGACAGAUUUGAAGAUCGGAGGAGCACAAGAGACGAUCGAGACGGGCCUCCACCACCUAGAGGUGUCCCUCCACUUGACCGAGAGCGUGAUCGAGAACGGCUGAGGGAGAGAGAGCGGGAAGCAGAGCGUGAGCGGACUCGCCUUCGAGAUCGUGAUAGAGAGCGACGAUACGAUGAUCGGCGAUACGAUGAUAGAGAGCGCGACCGGCGGUACGAUGACAGGAGAGAGCGAGAUCGCGAGAGGAGAUACUACGACGAUGAUCGCAGACGACCAAGAGAUGAAAGGCGUUAG
Lecanosticta acicola is the source of this 2967-nucleotide messenger RNA. Lineage: Eukaryota; Fungi; Ascomycota; Dothideomycetes; Mycosphaerellales; Mycosphaerellaceae. The record is from the annotation of a GenBank genome assembly.